Molecule: messenger RNA, 993 nt
Organism: Aspergillus chevalieri
Lineage: Eukaryota; Fungi; Ascomycota; Eurotiomycetes; Eurotiales; Aspergillaceae
Product: Kelch repeat protein
Exons: 2
Coding region: 1-993 (330 amino acids)
Molecular function (GO): protein binding
Source: RefSeq, a predicted model, not a curated record
AUGACCAUAACCGGCACCUGGCACAAAGCCCUCGAGGCUGAGAUCCUCCAGCGCUCAUCGCAGAUCGUCUCUGUGGUUGACGGAAAUGCUUACAUCUUCGGUGGUGAGCUCCGGCCACGAGAGCCAAGGGAUAACGAUGUCCAUGUUUUCUCAUUUGGUGGAGAUGCAACUCUCUCCACCAAGCAAGCGUCUCAAUCCCCCUCCGCACGGGUAGGCGCAGCAUCUGCAACACUCCACGGCAAAAUUUACAUCUUCUCCGGCCGCGACGGCGCCGAAGCGGCUCCACUCAACGAGGCGGGUUCUCUUUGGGAAUUCGAUCCUGCUACGGGAUCCUGGACCGUAGUUUCACCGUCUGAUUCGACCAGCAGGUAUCCGGCAUCCCGGAGUUACCACUGCAUGACGAGUGACGGAAUUGACAAGAUAUACUUGCAUGCUGGAUGUCUCGAGCAGGGACGCGGGGGAGACCUCUGGGCGUUCAGCUUAUCCACAAAGGAAUGGACGGAGCUGUCGACCGCGCCUGGUUCUCCGCGUGGUGGUACAUCUAUCACUUUCGCCAAUGGGAAACUCUACCGCAUGAACGGGUUCAACGGGAAAACUGAAGAAGGUGGAGUCUUGGACAUUUACUCCCCCGAGAAGAAUACUUGGUCUUCGCACGAAUUUGCACCCGAUGGGAAGUCCGGUCCUACGCCUCGGAGUGUUGCUGCAUUGCUCCCUGUUUCUGUUUCCGGGAAGACAUAUCUGGCUACAUUGUUUGGGGAGCGGGAUCCCAGUUCUUUGGGACAUCAGGGAGCAGGCAAGAUGCUGAGUGAUGUGUGGGUUUUUGAUAUUGAGAGUAAGAUGUGGGAGGAAGUUGAUGUUAAGGGCGGUGUGCCGGAUGCUAGAGGCUGGUUUGAUGCUGAUGUUCUCGGUGAGGAUACGGUUGUUGUCCAGGGUGGCUUGGGCGAAGAUAAUGAGCGGUUGAGGGAUGUGUGGAUUUUGAAGCUCAACCCUUGA